AUGAAACGUUCGGAAUAUGUUGGAGCUGGUGUGGGAAGGCUAUGUUCAUAUCGAUCUAUUAUUUUAAAAAAACAACUUAAAACUUAUUUCAAAAAGAAAAAGAGAAAACAACAACAAGAACAACAGAUAAAUGAAUAUCAUUUGAAGAAUAUUUCAAAUGUUAUUAUUCAUCAUCAAUCACAGCAGAUUGAAUCAUCAUCAAUUCAGCAUUCAACUAUGGUUGAUUUUCAAUUAACACCUGAUCUUUCCAAACGUAAAUAUAUCUAUAAAGAUAUUACUUUAUCAAAUGAUAAUCAAAAUCACAUGAAUUGGCGAGUCUUUCAAUGUACACAACAAUCAUCAUCAUCAAUGUCUUAUUUUGAUCAAUCUGUAACAAAUGAUCGCAAUUAUAAUCCAUUUUAUUUUACUAAUAAUCCAAUAUCAUUACCGGAUAUACGAAUUGGUUUAUCACGACAUCAUAGUAUCAAACAGUUACAUAAAACAGUAAUAAAUUAG
Molecule: messenger RNA, 495 nt
Organism: Rotaria sordida
Lineage: Eukaryota; Metazoa; Rotifera; Eurotatoria; Philodinida; Philodinidae
Source: the annotation of a GenBank genome assembly